This is a messenger RNA of Tripterygium wilfordii, 2240 nucleotides long. RefSeq lists its product as uncharacterized. Bases 462 to 2078 code for a protein of 538 amino acids. Gene Ontology annotation, molecular function: zinc ion binding. Lineage: Eukaryota; Viridiplantae; Streptophyta; Magnoliopsida; Celastrales; Celastraceae. The transcript is spliced from 8 exons. The record is from RefSeq and is a predicted model, not a curated record. Gene Ontology annotation, biological process: chromatin remodeling.
UUAGAGCCCAAAAGAAAAUGAGUUUAGGAAAGAAAUAGAGGGGAGAGAAAAACAGAGAGACAGGGAGGGGGAGAGAAACAAAAAGCAGAGACAGAGAGGGUUUUUAGAGUUUUAGUUGUUUGGGGGAUUUGAGGAGGUAUCAAUGCAAGCCCGUUAUCAUAUAGUUUCUAAGGAGUUACCUUUUUUGAAUACAGACAAGUAAACGAAUCUGCUUUGGGUACUUGAAGAGUUAUUUUAAAUCUUUUAGGGUUCUUUGUUCAGAUUAGGGAAUGGAACACUAAGUGUGAAAGAUGCUGAUAAGUCGCUUCUUCACUUCCAAAAUAUCAGGACCAUUUAUGAUGUAAAUUGGAGUAGUAAUUUUUCAUGGUCAGCAUGAAUUUCAUAUGGGAAUCAUAAAAAAGGAGCUAAUCGGUGGCAUCGAAAGAGCUGGACAUUUCCGAUAUUAGCAUAGUUCAGGUGAAAUGUUGAUACAGAGUUCUCUUCCCAGUUCAAUUGAAGCUGCUCUAUUUCAUGUAUCUAUUCUCAGGAAAGAAGAUCUUAUGUGUAAUAGGAUGCCUGGUGCUGAAACUUGGCAGAUGAUUCCAAAAUGUGAAGAACCCAAUGAUAGACUCAAUGAAGCUACUUCAGUCACAAAGAAAAAAGACAAUGCUAAUGAUAUAUGCCCCUUAAACUUUUCUGAACUUUCUCAGUUAUCUACUGUCAGUCCAAUGUCCGAAAGUCCUGCACCUAAGUUUGUAUACGUAAGAAGAAAGCAACAAGGGAAUUCUUCAUUCGAUUUCCCAAUACAGACUUCUGUAAAAGCAAAGAGAGCUGUUGAUUGUCGUUCUGUUGUGAAUUUCAGUGCUCCUUCAGUGGCAGUGGAGGAACAACCUGUAGAUUCUCUUAAUGAGCUUCAAACUCUAGCCGUUGGAGUUACUGUCAGGCCUCCUCCUGUAUUCAAUGUUGAGCCUAACGUUUUAAAGUCGGAAACUAUAAAUGGAUCUUCAUUUAUAGAAGAACGUGGUUCUAAUGAAGCAGCAAAAAGUGUCUUACACAAGAUUGUAGUUGUUGAUAGUGUAAAUGAUAGCUGCUCGUCAUCAAAGUCUGCUAUGGAACUUGUCAAAGCUUCCAUGAAAACUGAAGCAGAUGACAGGGGAGAGUGCUCCUCCUCGAGUGUGACGUUCACCGAGGUCUUGGGAGAAGGUAUGUCAGCUAGAGAUUUAUGCAUCGCUGUACUUAGAAGCCAGGGCUUUCUCAGAGCUGUUAAAUCUACUAUGACUCAUGCUUCUGAUGAUGGUUUUGGAGGUAGUAGUGAUAGCAGCUGUUCUCGGUCAUGCAAAAUGUGUGGUAAUUCAGGAACUACCCUGAAGCUUCUAAUUUGUGAUACUUGUGAAGAGGCCUAUCAUCUUUCUUGCUGUAAUCCCCCUAUAAAAAACAUUCCAGAAGAUGAUGAAUGGUUUUGCCAAUUGUGUUUGAAUGACAAGUGCAUGAGGAAGAAAACUUCCAGGAAAUUUUCAAAUAUCAUCCAUGGAGGGGACAGAAGUAAGAAUGCAUGGAAUGAAGAUGAAUCAAAUCCUAUUGCAUUAAUGUUGAUAGAAACAGACCCAUAUAGAACUAGUGUUCGAGUUGGCAAAGGUUUUCAAGUAGAAGUUCCUGAAUGGUUGGGUCCAAGGAAUAGUGAAAUUGACGCAUUUGAUGAACUACUGCUGCCAGGAGCAUCAAGUUGUACUAGUUCACAUGAGUUGAAUACUGAAAAAUGUUUGAAGAAAGACCCUAUAGGUAACUGGCUUCAAUGUAGAGAGGUUAUAUGUGGUGUUGCAGAAGAAGGCAAUGAAGUUAUCUGUGGGAAGUGGCGCAGGGCUCCGCUUUUUGAAGCCCAAACUGAUAAUUGGGAGUGCUUCUGUGCUUUUCUUUGGGAUCCAAUCCAUGCAGAUUGUGCUGUACCUCAGGAGCUAGAAACAGAAGAAGUUCUGAAGCAACUAAAGUAUGUUGAGAUGCUGAGACAUCGGUUAGUGGCUAAACGGCGAAAGUUGAAUUGUGCAAACAAAGGCAGUUCAGUAGAUGCUGGAGGGGAUGCCAGAACUGGACAGCGGCAAUGAGAUGUUUUUGCCUCAGUUCAGAUUUCUCAUCUUUUUGGGUUAUCUUUUACAUUUGAAAUUGUACAAAUUCAAAGUGUGAAUAUUUGGAGUUGGAUACAACCUCCUUCAUUAUUUCGCAAUACUUGUCGAAAAUAUAUGAACUUUUGAGUUUGUUCUUUCUUA